CAGAAAAAAACAGUAAAAAUGCAGGCAGGGCACAGGACAAAAGCACUCGGGACAUAAUUGUAUUGAGUGAAUGUCACUUUUAAAAUUUUUGAAUUACCCCCCGGUUCCGUCCCCCAUACGUCCCAACGCUCGCAGGGAACGGAACCGAAAGACGGAUGGUGGCAUCGGCCGGAGGAGAUGGCCGGGGACGCUGCAGGGGGCACAUCGCGGGAGCGCAGGACAAGGUAAGUGAAAUAGGGAUCCCGGAGCAACGCUGCAGGGUAUUCCUGAGUGUAGCUCGGGGUUACUGCUUUUGGUACUGAAA
Staurois parvus is the source of this 304-nucleotide messenger RNA. The record is from the annotation of a GenBank genome assembly. Lineage: Eukaryota; Metazoa; Chordata; Amphibia; Anura; Ranidae.